Messenger RNA from Aspergillus wentii DTO 134E9, 1437 nucleotides. RefSeq lists its product as uncharacterized. NCBI's taxonomy places the organism in Eukaryota, Fungi, Ascomycota, Eurotiomycetes, Eurotiales, Aspergillaceae. The coding region runs from base 1 to 1437 and encodes 478 amino acids. Gene Ontology annotation, cellular component: membrane. Gene Ontology annotation, molecular function: FAD binding; D-arabinono-1,4-lactone oxidase activity. The record is from RefSeq and is a predicted model, not a curated record. The transcript has a single exon.
AUGGUUGCUUUUAAGCUUCCCCUCCUUCUCGUGCUGUUGCACGCCGUCUUUGGUUCUGCCCACCGCUGGUUCAACUGGCAGUUCGAGGUGACCUGCGAGUCUGACGGCUAUGUCGCCCCUCACAACGAGCAGGCUGUUGCCAACUUCCUCAAGAACCAGUACCCCAAUGCUCCUCACAUCAAGGUCGUUGGAAAUGGCCACGGAUUUGGAAACCUCACCACCUGCGUUGACACCAGCCUCACCCAGAAGAAAUCCUUCAUCGUUUCCCUUACCAACCUCAAGGAUAUCAGCAUUGACAAGACCAACAUGACCGUCACUUUCGGUGCUGGUUGGGAUGUGUAUGACCUGAUUGAGGAGCUCCGGGCCAAUGACUUGUCCUUCCAGAACCUUGGUGUUGAGCGUGUCCAGAACAUGAUCGGUGCCGCCUCUACUGGUACCCACGGAUCUGCCCAGGAUCUCGGUAACAUUGCAACCCAGAUCAUUGGACUCCGUGUCUUGGACGCCCAGGGUAACCUCCGGAUUGUUAAUGAGACUAUGAAUGCUCAGGAGCUCGAUGCCUUCCGUAUCUCUCUUGGUGCUCUUGGCCUUAUCACUGAGGCCACUAUCAAGGUCCAGCCCACUACAUUCUUCAAGAGAACUACUGUUGUCUUGAACUCUACCAACGACUGGAACCAGUUCUACACUGAGAUGGAGCAGAUGUAUAAGGAGCAUGAGCGUCUUACUGUCUGGGGUCCUCACUUCGACUACUUUGAGAAUAAUAAGACCUGGGGUCUGGAGCCUACCUACUUUGCCUCUUACUGGGAGCCUACCAACUAUACUGGUGCCCGUAACUGCUCUGACAACUACUGUGCUAACGGCUGUGGUAACUGCAAGCAGAACUACUUCUGCUAUGAUGAGAUUGCCUAUGCCAACUCCUGUCCUCCCCAGGGCGUUUGCAGCCACGAGUUCUACGCUGAGAUCGAGCACUUCUUCCCUAUUGAGGAGUUUGUCAACGUGGCUACCAACUACACCACCUACCAGCAGUCCCAGAACUCCCGCAUGAACACAGACUACAACGGCCUCGUCAUCUACCAGUGGCGUGCUCUCCGCGGUGACAGCGCCUGGAUGUCCCCUGUUAAUACCUACAACCUCGGCCCUGAGAGCAGCGGUGUCUUUGGUAUCAUUGAGAUUGACUGGCUCCAGUCCUACAACAAUUUCCCCGCCCUCUGGGACAACCAGGCCUUGGCCGACGAGUUUAUGCCCAAGUUCGGUGAGAAGUUCAACGCUCGUUCCCACUGGAACAAGAUGAACCCUGCCAACGCCACCCUCAUCAAGGAGCUUUUCCCCAAGCUUCCCGACUUCUUGGCCAUCCAGGAACGCCAGGACCCUCAGUGCCAGUUCGUCAACGAGUUCCUGUACACUCAGCUUGGCAUCGAGCGCUGCGCCAACUACGUCUAG